Trichophyton benhamiae CBS 112371 is the source of this 1440-nucleotide messenger RNA. Its product is annotated as MFS multidrug transporter, putative. Gene Ontology annotation, biological process: transmembrane transport. The record is from RefSeq and is a predicted model, not a curated record. The transcript is spliced from 6 exons. Bases 1 to 1440 code for a protein of 479 amino acids. NCBI's taxonomy places the organism in Eukaryota, Fungi, Ascomycota, Eurotiomycetes, Onygenales, Arthrodermataceae. Gene Ontology annotation, molecular function: transmembrane transporter activity.
AUGGAGCACCACGGAGAAUGGCCGGCAAAGCCGGGCGUUGCAGAUCUGCCAUGGGCAUAUGAACUUCGGUCAUCUGAAGGAUUUGCCAUUUUUGCAGUGGCAGUUGCAAUGUUUGUGAUUGUUCCAAUAAUUCCCAAAGUACUAGGAGACAUUGGGAAUUUGCCUAGGGAAGAAAUUCAAACAUGGAUUGCCAUUCUACUUGCUUCAUAUGGGGCCACUUUGAUUAUUGGAUCUCGUAUGUCUCCGGAUUCAAUGAUCUUAACACUUGUUAUUGACGAAACGUUAGUUGUGUUUGGCUAUAUAUCAGAUCAUUCCCGCCAACGUAAACCAGCCUUUUUUAUAGGGCUGAUUUCCAUGGCUGGUGCAGUUGCUCUAUUUAUCAUUUCAACCUCACCUCCAGUGCUAGUUAUUGCGAGGCUUUUGCAGGGUCUGGCCGCUGGCGGUGUAUGGGUGGCAGGACUGGCACUUAUUGCAAAUAGAAUAAGCAGAGAGCGCAUUGGAGAGGCUAUGGGCCACACAACUUUGGGAAUGACAUGGGGAGGUCUUCUUGGUCCGUUUACCGGUAUCAUUUAUGAUAAAUUUGGAUAUUACGCUUCAUUUGCAAUCCCAUUAUCACUAUUAGGCUUGGAUGUGAUCCUACGUUUUGCUAUCAUUGAAGCCAACGGUUAUAAAGCGUGUUCUGGAGACUCAUCUGAGACGACUCCGUGCCUCGCGGAUAAUGAGAAUAAUGACGAAGCCUCACUUUUCCAACCUCCCUCACGGCUGGAUUCCGAGGCUCAACAAUCAAAGCCUGCUGUAGCACGAAAGCGCCUGCCACCGAUGGUGCAGCUUCUUCGAAAUCCAAAAAUACUAGUUACCCUGCUUGAAAUAGCUGUUGCAGCUUCUAUCCUGUCCGCCUUCGAGGCACGGUUUGGUUGGGGUUCGGCCGGAGCUGGAUUGAUAUUCCUCUCCAUAACAGUUCCCAGUACAGCUGGUAUCCUCAUCGGAAAGCUCGCGGAUAAAGUUGGCACUCGCUAUUUUUCACCGCUAGCUUUUCUGCUGGCUGGCCCUGCCGUCUUCCUUAUGCGCUAUGUGACAGGACCAAGCGUGCUGAAUGUCCUCUUACUUGUGGGCCUGCUAGCUGUGGCUGGCUUAUCGGUUGUCAUCAUAGAAGUGAUUACAAUGACGGAGGUCUUCCACUCAGUUAGUGACGCUGAGGCAACAACACCUGAGGCAUUUGGCCCGUAUGGAGCUGUUGCUCAGGCCUACGCAAUUCUGAAUAUAUCAUUUGCAUGCGGCCAAUUUGCAGGUCCCUUGAUCGCGGGACUAUUAAAGGAUGGUACAGGCUGGCAAGGCAUGACCCUUGCCCUCUCCUUGUGCUGUCCUCCCAUGGCUCUUUUUGUCGGGCUGUUUAAUUGGUGGACACAGGUAUCUACACCUGCUGUAGACCUGGAUGAAUAA